Molecule: messenger RNA, 2019 nt
Organism: Pteropus alecto (black flying fox)
Lineage: Eukaryota; Metazoa; Chordata; Mammalia; Chiroptera; Pteropodidae
Gene: CRYGS
Product: crystallin gamma S
Exons: 3
Coding region: 1227-1763 (178 amino acids)
Biological process (GO): visual perception; lens development in camera-type eye
Molecular function (GO): structural constituent of eye lens
Source: RefSeq, a predicted model, not a curated record
UUGACUGUAAUGUAUCUUAGGGGCAUCUAACUUAUAAAAAUAUUUGUUGGUUAGCUUUGUUAGUGGAAAAAUGAGGAAGUUGGACUUUUGAGAAAAAUAUACUGGACCAGGAAAAUUUAAAUGGAGAAGAGUGGAUUUGUUGCUUUUUUUUUUUAGCAUAUGUAAAAUGUAAUCUCGUUUAUAAAGUCAUAGGUAUAUUAAGUGCUAAAAUGUUCUCUAAACAUGUCCCAGUAUGAUAGUAUGGCAGAGAAAUGCCCCCUAGCAGGUGGCAAGGUGGCCUUAGCUAAACCUUUGCAAAUUCAGGAGUCCCCAUAGUAGCUUUCUGUCUCUUAGGCUACAAUGUGUAGCACCCUUUCCUGUGGAUUAGAACUUUUUUAGUUGUAUUUUGAAAAAAUUUCUAACUUAAAGAACAGUUGUAAGAAUCUGAAUUUCUACAUACCCCUUUGUCUAGAUGUACCAAAUGUUAACGUUUUGCAACAUUCACUUUACCAUUCUCUCUAUAGUAAUAUUACUUAUUUUUGCUCAGUGAUUUGAGAGUAGGUUGCAGACAUCUUGGACCUUUACUCCUAAGUACAUUAGCAUGUAUUUCCUAAAAACAAAGAUGUUCUCUUACCUACUAGACAUAGUAUAAUGAUUAAAUUUAGGAAGUAUAACAUUCAAUAGUAUUACCUAACAUCCAGUUUACAUUAAAAUUUUUGCAGAUUGUCUCUAAAAUGUCUUUUGUAGUGACUUUUUUCAAAUACAAGAUCAUGCAUUAGCUUUAGUUAUGUAAGUUAUGUUGCUUUGGAAGAUGUCACUUCUGUUCAGAAAUAGAGGCUAUCUUUUUGACUCAUCUCUUGCAAGCUUUGUUGAAGGACAAAAAGACAUUAGGAAUUUCAGGGUAGCUGAUGGCUUGAAAACCAAAUUGCCCAGGUAAGAGGGCCUUUGUAUUUUUAAUUUUGAAAACUUUAGCUGAGUUUUGGUGUCUUGACUCAGCAAAGUCUAUAAUGCAGCAAGGCUUGGUAAGCAUUAAAUUGGGUACCGAAGCUUUCCUUUAUUUCAUAAUCCCAGUUGUUUUUCUAGAAACCGUCAAUAGACUCUAAAUGACUGACUCAAUUUUUGGAUCCUAUUCUCAUGACUAAGCAAAUGUUUGAUUUGAAACCAGCCCAGUAUAAAUGUCUCUGUGCCUCUAACUCUGUAGCUAUUCCUGGAUUUCAGCAUUGGGGAAACCGAUCUAUGCACCAAAAAUGUCUAAAACUGGAACCAAGAUUACUUUCUAUGAAGACAAAAAUUUUCAAGGCCGCCACUAUGACUGUGAUUGCGACUGUGCAGAUUUCCACAUGUACCUGAAUCGCUGUAACUCCAUUAGGGUGGAAGGAGGUACCUGGGCUGUGUAUGAGAGGCCCAAUUUUGCUGGGUACAUGUACAUCUUACCUCGGGGCGAGUACCCCGAAUACCAGCAUUGGAUGGGCCUCAACGACCGCCUCAGCUCCUGCAGAGCUGUUCAUCUGUCUAGCGGAGGCCAGUAUAAGAUUCAGAUCUUUGAGAAAGGGGAUUUUAAUGGUCAGAUGUAUGAAACCUCUGAAGAUUGUCCUUCCAUAAUGGAGCAAUUUCACAUGCGAGAGGUCCACUCCUGUAAGGUGCUGGAGGGUGCCUGGAUUUUCUACGAGCUACCCAACUACCGUGGCAGGCAGUACCUCCUGGACAAGAAGGAGUACCGGAAGCCCAUGGAAUGGGGUGCAGCUUCCCCAGCUAUCCAGUCUUUCCGCCGUGUUGUGGAGUAAUGACAUGGGAGGGGCCAUAAGCUUCUAACUGGGGGCUAAAUGCUGGCUGGCUUUGUCACCCAAAUAGGCAUCAUAAAUAAAACAAUUGGCAUGCAUUCCACUGUUGACUGUAAUGCCUCUCCUUAAAUACUUUUAGGGACUAGUAAAAUAAUGCCCGCCACAGUGGGAAGUUACACAAAGCAGCUCAGCUUUCAGACUACCAGCCUAUAGCUUUGUGUCAAACAAAAUGGGACUUCAUUAAAAGGUUAGAAAAUCA